Messenger RNA from Xyrichtys novacula (pearly razorfish), 1356 nucleotides. The record is from the annotation of a GenBank genome assembly. Lineage: Eukaryota; Metazoa; Chordata; Actinopteri; Labriformes; Labridae.
AUGGACAGGAGCAGCAUGACCGCCGGCGCACAAACCACCUCCAUCGCUGUUCCGCACCAGAACAGCUGUUCCACCAUCGAUGGCCCCCAGUUUCAUGGCAGCAUGGACGGACAGUGUGCUGGGUCCUCAAAAGUCUUGAUGGCUUAUAAAAACGCGUCGCAGCACCUAAGUUCAUCGGGUAUAAAAGCGGGCUUGGGGAUCCUUAAAGUGGCCACGUCUCAGUGGAAACAGGAGAAGAAGACGCGAUCAGGGUCAGCCGUGAGGCAAGUGUCCUCUUCCAACGGCGGUCACCCCUGCAAGAGGUCACCGUUGGAUCAGCUGGCAGCUUUAGUUCUUCACAGUCAAACUAGGCAGCGACAGAUUGGCCAAGCACACCGACAGGACUCCCUUUACUCUACCAAGCCGCAAAACUGUAGGCGCAUCGUGGUUCUUGGUGCGCCACGAGUCGGGAAGACCUCCAUCCUAAGGAGAUACCUUAGGGACGGAUUUGUAGAGGACUAUAACCCCACAACCGAGGAUUUUCUCAGGAAACUCUUUCGUAUCCGCGGAGAGACGUACCAAAUCGACAUCCUGGAUGCGUCCAGAGAGAGGGAUUUCCCAGCCAAACGGCGUCUGUCCAUCCUCACCGGUAUUUUUAUUUGCUUACUAAUCAUUUCUCAUUUUUUGAAACUCCAAACGGCACAUUAUUGUUAAUUCAACCGAAAAAUAGUAGCCGUUAAAGGUGGUGAGUGCAUGUGCAAAGGCGAAGGACAAAAGCUGUCUUUAAGUGAUAUUAAUAUAUUCCUGUUCUACUAUUAUUUCUCUGCAGGUGACAUUUUCCUUCUUGUGUUCAGUCUGGAUGACCGGAGCUCUUUCAGAGAGGUGUGCGCACUGCGAACGGAGAUUUUGGCUGCAAAAUCCAAACUCACCAAAUCAUCCGCGCCAGAUCAGCGCGCACGACUGCAGGUUCCUCUGGUGAUCUGUGCCAACAAAGUGGAUCUCCUGGAGUGUGACAGAGAAAUAUCAAAAAUAGAGGUGCUUCAAGCUUUCGGUGAUGACUGUUCCUAUUUUGAGACAUCUGCCAAAGACAGCACAAAUCUCGAAAAAGUCUUCGAAACUUUGGCAAAGCAAGGGGGACUCCCGGCUGAAACUGGUCCGUCUCAACACCGUAAAGUCUCCCUCCGGUCGUACCAAGCAAUGCGCACAGGUCGUGCCCAGGGGGAGAGGGUGAACCAGAAUCUGGCGCGUGAAGAUGCAUGCGGAGCCCUGUACCCACUAGCUCGGAGGCCGAGUUUUAGUACGGAUCUGCGGCAGGUGAUUGGACCACGGACGGCGAGAAAGACUGGGAAAGGACUGGAGAAGUGUCAGAUCCAGUGA